Molecule: messenger RNA, 1376 nt
Organism: Oenanthe melanoleuca
Lineage: Eukaryota; Metazoa; Chordata; Aves; Passeriformes; Muscicapidae
Gene: PINX1
Product: PIN2 (TERF1) interacting telomerase inhibitor 1
Exons: 7
Coding region: 18-1070 (350 amino acids)
Biological process (GO): regulation of ribosome biogenesis
Cellular component (GO): nucleolus
Molecular function (GO): telomerase inhibitor activity; nucleic acid binding
Source: RefSeq, a predicted model, not a curated record
AGAGGGAGGCCCCCAAGAUGGCGAUGCUGGCGGAGCCCAGGAGAAAGCAGAAGUGGUCAGUGGAUCCCCGAAACAGCGCCUGGAGCAACGAUGACUCCAAAUUUGGCCAGAAGAUGCUGGAAAAGAUGGGCUGGUCCAAAGGAAAGGGUCUUGGGGCUCAGGAGCAAGGAAACCCAGAACACAUCAGGGUUAAGGUGAAAAAUGACACGCUGGGAUUAGGAGCUGCCAUCAAUCAUGAGGACAACUGGAUUGCUCAUCAGGAUGACUUCAACCAGCUUCUGGCUGAGCUGAAUAACUGCCAUGGACAGGGUGGAACAGAGUCCUCUAUGAAAAAGCAGAAAAAGACAUUCAGCCUCGAAGAAAAAUCCAAAUCCUCCAAGAAACGUGUCCAUUAUAUGAAGUUUGCCAAAGGUAAGGAUCUCUCAUCACGCACUGAACAGGACCUGUCCUGCAUUUUUGGGAGAAGACAGAAAAGUGCCAAGAGUCAGGAGGAUAUUGCUGAUCCUGACUCCCAGGAAGAGAAGAACAACUUCCUCUCCAGCCCUGGAGAUGGUUCCAGCACAGUCAAGAGUGUUCUCACUGUCCAGGAAUAUUUUGCUGAGCGCAUGGCAAAGCUGAAGGGAACCCAGAAGGAAACAGAAACAAAGGUGGUGCAUUCCAACCCAGCAGCUGAUGAAGCUGUGGAGCCUUCAGAAGAGCUGGAAACCAAAGUCAAAAAGAAAAAGAAGAAGAAGAAGAGAGAUGAUGAGGAAGAGAGGACAGAGGACUGUGAGAAACCAGAGAAAAAGCCUAAGACAGGGAGCUGGAAUGGAAAAGAAGUGGAUGAUCCACUAAAUGAGUGUCACAAAAGGAAAAAAAAGAGGAAACAUAAAGAGGAGAAUGAAGGAGAAAACAUCAGUUGUGAUGAAAAUACAGGCAAUGGAGAAAUUUCUGUGGGAAUGUCUGAGGGGGAGGAGCAGGAGGAAAAGCAGAAGAAACGCCACAAGAAGCACAAAAAGCAAAAAGAGGAGACAGAGGAGUGUGGGGAAGGAGCACCCAGGAAGAAAAAGAAGCACUGCAAGAACAUUUAACCCUUUCAGGCUCAGGGGUGAGUCUGUUAGAGGAGACUGUGUAAAAACAGCACCAAUCCAGGCCUGGACACUGCUCCAGCAGGCUGGGUCUAAACUCAGACUGGAUCUAAACUCAGGCUGGAUCUAAACCCAGCUCUCCCAAGGGAAAACAUGGUAAUGGACCAGCAGGAGCUUCAAAAGGGAUCCACAUGGAGGAUUAACACAUCAAGACUGUGAAAGGCAGGGAGUGACUUUCUGCUGCUUCACACACUGACUGUGUUUUUUCAAUCCAGGAAAAAAAAAAUUAAAAAUUACCUUAGUACUUUU